AUGGAGAUGUUGAGGUCAUCUGCAGAUGAUCAGUCUCAGUUUGUGUCCUAUGACGACUCUUCCGCCGCUUCCUCCUCUCCUUAUCUUCUCGAUAAUUUCUAUGGUUGGACGAACCAAAAGCCUCAAGAGUUUUUCAAAGAAGAAGCUCAGAUAGCAGCUUCAAUGGCGGAUUCAACGAUUCUAACAACGUUCCAAACUCAUUCUCAGAGUCACAUCCCCAAACUCGAAGAUUUUCUUGGUGACGUGCGUUACUCUGACAACAGCCAAAGCGAAACACAAGACUCUUCUUCCCUUUCUCAAAUCUACGAUCCACGUCACCAAAACCAAACCGGGUUUUACUCCGAUCACAACCAAACUAUGGCCGGUUUUCAAACCGCCUUCUCAACUAACUCCGGUUCUGAAGUUGAUGACUCUGCCUCCAUAGCCAGGACUCAUCUAACCGGAGAGUAUUUAGGACACGUGGUUGAAUCUUCCGGUUCGGAGCUUGGUUUUCACGGUGGAGGUGCUAACAACGGAGGAGCUUUGUCACUUGGUGUUAACAUUAACAACACUAAUCAUAGUGAUAAUAAUCAGAUCACUGAGCAUCAUUACAAUGUUGAAAGAAUCAGCAAUAACAACAGUGAGAAGACUGAUUCUGAGAAGGAGAAGGAGAAGCCUGUUGUGGCUGUGGAAACAUCAGAUUGUUCUAACAAGAAGAUCCCUGAUACGUUCGGACAAAGGACUUCCAUUUACAGAGGUGUUACUAGACAUAGGUGGACGGGGAGAUAUGAAGCUCAUCUAUGGGAUAAUAGCUGUAGGAGAGAAGGUCAAGCCAGGAAAGGACGUCAAGGUGGAUAUGACAAAGAAGAUAAAGCAGCUCGAGCUUAUGAUUUAGCAGCUCUUAAAUAUUGGAAUGCUACUGCCACCACCAACUUCCCUAUUGCAAAUUACUCAAAAGAAUUAGAGGAAAUGAAGCACAUGACCAAACUAGAGUUCAUUGCUUCCCUUAGGAGGAAGAGUAGUGGCUUCUCUAGAGGAGCUUCGAUAUACAGAGGUGUGACAAGGCAUCAUCAACAAGGGCGUUGGCAAGCAAGGAUUGGCCGUGUUGCAGGCAACAAAGAUCUUUACCUUGGAACCUUUGCAACGGAAGAGGAAGCGGCUGAGGCAUACGACAUAGCAGCGAUCAAAUUCAGAGGGAUAAACGCUGUAACAAACUUUGAGAUGAACCGUUACGAUGUUGAAGCCAUCAUGAAGAGUGCACUUCCCAUUGGUGGUGCAGCAAAACGUCUUAAACUCUCUUUAGAAGCUGCUUCAGCAGCAGAGCAGAAACCAAACAUAAGUCAUCAUCAACAACAACUUCACCAUUUUCAGCAACAACAGCUUCAGCUUCAGUCUUCAACCAAUAACAGUAGCAUUAACUUCGCUCUUUGUCCUAACUCAGCUGUUCAGUCUCAGAUGAUCCCAUGUGGAAUCCCUUUUGACGCAGCUGCUCUUUACCAUCAUCAACAGCAACAGCAACAGCAGCAGAACUUCUUCCAGCAUUAUCCUGCGAAUGUUCAAGCUUCUGACUCGACCGGGUCUAAUAAUAAUAACUCCAACGUUCAAGGGUCAAUGGGAGUUAUGGCGCCAAAUCAGGCUGACUUCUUCCUCUGGCCUAACCAGUCUUACUAGAAGAAUCAAUCAUGUGAUGUGAUUUGAUGGAGUCCGUUUUUUAAAUUGUUUUAGUUUUUAAUCGUCUUUAAGGGAUACAGCUUCUUUCUCACUGCGCUAAUGUUCAACUUCUUGAUUCUAGCUAACUCAUAAAGCUGACUAGAAUAUUAUGAAAAUCUCACUUGCUUCUAUGUGUUAAUUCUUGUUUUUUUCAUUAGCUGUUCUUGUUUUAGG
Messenger RNA from Eruca vesicaria subsp. sativa (arugula), 1863 nucleotides. The record is from the annotation of a GenBank genome assembly. Lineage: Eukaryota; Viridiplantae; Streptophyta; Magnoliopsida; Brassicales; Brassicaceae.